Ricinus communis (castor bean) is the source of this 2414-nucleotide messenger RNA. Its product is annotated as pentatricopeptide repeat-containing protein At1g77405. NCBI's taxonomy places the organism in Eukaryota, Viridiplantae, Streptophyta, Magnoliopsida, Malpighiales, Euphorbiaceae. The record is from RefSeq and is a predicted model, not a curated record. The transcript is spliced from 2 exons. The coding region runs from base 332 to 1660 and encodes 442 amino acids. Gene Ontology annotation, molecular function: protein binding.
UAUAUGAGUAAGGAACAAAGUUCAGAAUUUCAAAUAACACUAGUAAAGUAAUUCUAAAUUAAUUCAUCCAUGGUCGAAAACUGGUUGGGGCACCAAUAGAACCCCCCACAUGAGGAGCCCAUUACGCCAUGGUCUUCUCAUUUGUGCACUUAACUUGAGCUUCACAUUAGCACAGUAGCAUUCUAAUUCUGAUUGCUGAGCGCCAAUAACAUUUCAUUUUAUAUCUGAUUCUGAGCUUUAAUCUUUACCUCAGAAGCAACUAUUCUUUUUGAUUCAUACACAUUCUUUUAAUCCUGUCAAAUUAAAAUCACCAGAAACACAAAAUAGAACGAUGAUGCCAUUAAAACCCAUAAACACCAAUCUGAUAAACCAAGUAAUAUCACUUAUGAUCCAGCACCGCCCGUUUGAUAUCCAACUCGCAUCUUCAACAACUACCUCUUUGUUAUCAUCCAAUUUAAUCUCCGACGUCCUCAGAUCCAUCCCAAGAUUCUUUUUCCAAUCAACACGCUCAGUCGGCCGCCAAAGCACAACCCGUCACCGCUCUCCUUUGAAACAACGCAGCCUAAAACAAGAGACCCACAAACAUAAUAACAAACUUCUCAUUCUUGGUCCAGCUGCUUAUAAGGACCCAAAAAGAGUUAAAUUAGGAGUGUUCAAAGCAAUGGAGUUCUUUUAUUGGGUAGAGACUAAUUGUGACUUUAUACACACCGAAAGCACUUGUAGAGAAAUGGGUUUUGUUUUGGCUAGAGCGAAUAGACUAGAUAAGCUCUGGAAUUUUCUUCAAGAAAUGGCAAAAAGAGAGGUUUUUGAUGGUAGAAAACUUGUUACUACUAAUGCUGUUACCUGUUUGAUAAAAGUCCUAGGAGAAGAAGGAUUGGUCAAAGAAGCUUUAUCUUUGUUUUAUAGAAUGAAGAAGUAUCAUUGUAAACCUGAUGUGUAUGCUUAUAAUACUAUUAUUUAUGCUCUUUGUAGAAUUGGGAAUUUUAAAAAAGCUAGAUACUUGUUAGAACAAAUGGAGUUACCUGGCUUUUAUUGCCCGCCGGAUACUUUCACUUAUACUAUAAUGAUUAGUUCUUAUUGUAAGUAUAGUCUGCAAACUGGGUGUAGGAAGGCUAUAAGGAGGAGGUUAUGGGAGGCUAAUCAUUUGUUUAGGAUUAUGUUAUUUAAAGGUUUUGCUCCUGAUGUUGUUACAUAUAAUUGUUUGAUUGAUGGAUGUUGCAAGACUUACAGAAUUGAGAGGGCUUUGGAGCUCUUUGAGGAUAUGAAUAGAAGGGGGUGUGUUCCUAAUCGGGUUACUUAUAAUUCUUUUAUAAGGUAUUAUAGUGCAGUUAAUGAGAUUGAUAAGGCUGUUGAGAUGUUAAGGAGAAUGCAGAAUAUGAAUCAUGGAUUGGCAACAUCAAGUUCUUAUACUCCAAUUAUACAUGCCUUGUGUGAAGCAGACAGGGUGCUGGAGGCUCGGGAUUUUCUACUUGAGUUGGUUGAUGGGGGCUCCAUACCUAGAGAGUAUACAUAUAAGUUGGUUUGUGAAACAAUGAAGUCAGCAAGAGAGGUCAAUUUGAUAGAUGAUGAAUUCCAUAAUAGAAUUAAAGAUGGAAUAGAUGAGAGAUUUAGGCAAGUGAAGAAGGUAAAACCAAUCAUGGUUCGUAAGAUGUUACAGUAGCAUAUAUGAAGUGUUACAUUUUGGAUACUCUGGUUUUUGUUACAUGGAGUCAUUUCCUAGUUUCUGGAGCAAGUAAAAGUUCAAAUACCGGGCCUGUAUUAUGUUGAGGCGGGGGAUUGCUUCUGGAGUAUCUAUUUUCCAUUCGAUAUUUUACACAUAAAAGUGUAUAGAGGGCACUUCAAGAUAUAGGUAAAGGGGUCCAUGUAACAUAGGUUACACUCAACAGUGUAAAGAACUUCAAGGAUCAUGAAGAAAUAGAAUGGAUGCUGCAUUGAUAUGAUGGUUUCCCCUCAUCACAAAAUGUGAGCUCUCACAACUGAUCGGAACAAAAAGCUCCUUUACUAGACUAAAAGAGCAAUUAUUUUUAUAGGAUAGGAGUUGACUGGGAGUUGUAAUGGAGAGAAGGAAAUUGCUACCUGAUACUGCCAGAUGAAUAUGCGAUUAUGAAAUGUGGCACAUGAAAAGGAAGAGAAUGCAGCAAUCAGCGAUGUGAAUAAAGUUGAAAACUCCUUGUCAAUGGCACUUCACUAGGGGAGGUUCAAUCUGUUACUUUUUUUGAUAACAUAUCUGCUUCCUGCAUAUUGAUGUCAACUACUUUGAGUUGCUGUUUAAUUCAAACCCAAAUAGGCUUGAAGACCCAUUGGUAUAACUUGUGGCAUGGAGCUUAUUGAAUUAUGUCAUUAAUCCCCUUUUGGCUGAUUUUGGGGUGUGUGGAAAAGUUUAUCUGGAAUUUGGCAUGUUCUUUGCUGUUUCA